This is a messenger RNA of Orbicella faveolata, 1881 nucleotides long. RefSeq names its product transmembrane protein 248-like. Lineage: Eukaryota; Metazoa; Cnidaria; Anthozoa; Scleractinia; Merulinidae. The record is from RefSeq and is a predicted model, not a curated record.
ACCAAGGUCAGCUAGUUAACAUGGCGCCUUGUGCUGAUGUGUGCAGUGGGUUGAAUCCGUAAUUUUCCCUCAGAAAUAAGUUUUCUUUGAUGUAGAAACUCGCAAAAAUCGUUAAUACAUUAUCUCCUGUAGUGGCUUAGGCUUUAUUUUGAAGAAGACGGAACGACUUAAUACUCCGAAAAGAUGGUCGACUGCAAGUGCUGCAAGAAUUUGUUUGGAUUCGCUGCCUCCCGUCCUCCUUGUGUUGUUUUUACUGUCUGCCUAGCGGCUUUCGCCAUUGGUUUGUUUUCUCUCGGCUACUUCGUUCAGAUGUACGGCUGGUUUAACACAGACGAUGUCCACAAGAAGGAAUGGCAUUCUUUCUUAGAUCACUUGGGUUCCUCUGAAUUUUGUAUCUUUGAAAAUCAAACUUUUUUGUCCAAUGUCACUGAAGUAAACUCAACCAACGUUACUGGCCCUACUCCUGCUGGGUUUACAACUGUGACUAUACCAGUGCUUCAUCUUUCUGUGUUUCCUUCGGAUGAUUCUACUGCAGUGGUCAACAAUGUAACUCAUGUUACAGCAGAAAUGCCAGCAACGCAACUUGGUCUAAAAGGUCUCCCGGAGAACUUUGUUGUCAACAUCACAUUGUUUUUUCUUCAACCAUCAUUCCUGGACUGCCAUAAAAAUAAAUGCUUAUCAAAGUACCUGGAGGCAUGCGGAUCAGUUACUGUACCGACUGAUAUCGUCCCAGAUCACUUGUCCAGAAGCACUUGCAACGCGACAUCUGUUAGCAACAUAAACAUUGCACAAAUGGUGGUCAUUGCGACACAUGCAAGAACAGUGGAACAAGAAAGGAAACUGUGUUCCACCGGAAUAAAGGUUGAAACAAGUGUGCCUGUGAACAACCAGCAUACUACAACUGCGACAAUGACCUUGGUUGAUGCUUCAGCAGUCAACCUAAGGCUUCAGUACUCCAGUUACUUCUUGUUUGUUAUGGUGAUCACUUGCGUGCUUUAUGGAAUGAUCAAAGGGAGACCAGUGAAACAGAAUUAUAAUAAAAAGGCAAACCUUCCACUGUGAUGUACAUAUAAGAUGAGCAGACCAUUCAAUUUGACGUCAAAUCAUCACACAUUCAUUGUUUGCAUGUUCAUGGUGAUGCAGUCCUAUACAUACUGUAUAGAUAUUCCACACCUGUAAAUAGUUUUGCACUGUGUUAUUGUGGGCAUUCAGAUUGUUUACUACAGUUGCUAAAUAAUAUUCCUGUUGUAAACAAUAUUUGCAUGUUUCCCCAUGAGCAAGUCAGUGGCAAGAUUUGCUAACCCAGGAUUAAUUUCUUUUUAUCGACAUUAACAUGGCAGGGGAAGCAUAAAAAGGUUGUUAGCUUCCUAAUUAGAUUCUAAUAAGCCUGGAAGAAAAAGGCACUUUUUUCUGCUCUUGAAGCAGUAAUAAUUGUUUUAGGCCUGCUUUAAUUGUUGCACUUUUCUUGAACUUAUUGCUAUCAGAGGCUGUUGUACACAAAUUAUGAUUAACUAUGUCUGUAUCAACAUCAUGCUAGAGUUACAUGGUAUGAUUGUUCCUCUGUAGAUUUUAGAUGGCUCUGGUUUGACACAUACACUUCAGCUGAAUUUGGUGACAUACCAGAAUUAUGUUUCAGUUUUGUAGUUGGAUUUUUCAAAGAUCUAAAAUUUAGAUAACAAGUAUUGGCAUUCACAUGACUGAUUUCAAUUUGAUUUUGGCUCAGCUGCUCAUAGGGUUACAGUGGAGAUUUUUUUAACUAUAUACUUGUAUUACUGUUGACAUUUCUAUGAAGUAAAUAUGUCAAUUUCCGUAUUUAAUUUAAUAUUUUAGCUGUUGUUUAAUCUGAGUGAAUAAAUGCAAAUAAAGAUUUUCAGGAUUGAC